Messenger RNA from Ctenopharyngodon idella (grass carp), 3279 nucleotides. RefSeq lists its product as uncharacterized. Lineage: Eukaryota; Metazoa; Chordata; Actinopteri; Cypriniformes; Xenocyprididae. Bases 1 to 3279 code for a protein of 1092 amino acids. The transcript has 15 exons. The record is from RefSeq and is a predicted model, not a curated record. Gene Ontology annotation, molecular function: ATP binding; protein serine/threonine kinase activity. Gene Ontology annotation, cellular component: cytoplasm. Gene Ontology annotation, biological process: regulation of mitotic cell cycle; protein autophosphorylation; negative regulation of apoptotic process.
AUGCUAUUCACUUUACUAGGUUUAGUCGCUUUAUUCCUGCGAGAAAGGAAUAACGGCAACAACAACCACCCUGGUCAAGAUGACAACGUGGACCAGGGUGAUGAUCUUCCACCUCUGGAGAAUAAUGAUGGUCAGACUUCUCAGGAGAUCCCCAGUGACCCUGUAGUCCUUCCUACUGUGGAAGAACCUAUCACUGGUGGUAACCCUCAAGUUGAGGAGUGGAGUCAAGACCAAUCAUUAGAGGAACCAGUGAUUGGUGAACCUCAAGUCGAUGAGGACUGUAGUGAGCACCAGUCAUUGGAGGAACCAACUGUUGGUGACCAUCAAGUUGAUGAGGACUUUAGUGAGUACCAGUCACUGGAGGAAUCAACUGUUGGUGACCAUCAAGUUGAUGAGGACUUUAGUGAGUACCAGUCACUGGAGGAAUCAACUGUUGGUGACCAUCAAGUUGAUGAGGACUGUAGUGAGCACCAGUCAUUGGAGGAACCACCUGUUGGUGACCGUCAAGUGGAUGAGGACUGUAGUGAGCACCAGUCAUUGGAGGAACCAACUGUUGGUGACCAUCAAGUUGAUGAGGACUGUAGUGAGCACCAGUCAUUGGAGGAACCAAUUGUUGGUGACCAUCAAGUUGAUGAGGACUUUAGUGAGUACCAGUCACUGGAGGAACCAACUGUUGGUGACCAUCAAGUUGAUGAGGACUGUAGUGAGCACCAGUCAUUGGAGGAACCACCUGUUGGUGACCAUCAAGUUGAUGAGGACUGUAGUGAGCACCAGUCAUUGGAGGAACCAACUGUUGGUGACCAUCAAGUUGAUGAGGACUUUAGUGAGUACCAGUCACUGGAGGAACCAACUGUUGGAGACCCUCAAGUGGAUGAGGACUGUAGUGAGCACCAGUCAUUGGAGGAACCACCUGUUGGCGAUGACGACUGGAGUCAAGAACAGUCAAUACAGGAACCAAUCAUUGGUGACCCUGAAGGCAAUGAUGACUACCAGUCAUUGGAUGUACCUGUCAUUCGUGACCCUCAAGAUGAUGAUGACUGGAGUGACUACCAGUCAUUGGAUGAAUUUGUCCCUGGUGACUCUCAAGUUGAUGAUGACCUGAGAGAAGACAUCUACUACAGUCUACCAGAGGACAAUGUGUCACCUCAGUUGAGCCAGCUGCAGGAUAAUAAGGAAACAAUUAUCGAAAUCAAUUCCUACAACUAUAAAAUCGGCGAUCAACUGGGUGAAGGAGGAUUUGGAUCCGUCUUUGAAGCAACUCGUUUGGAAGAUAAUGUUCAGGUGGCGGUGAAAUUUGCCUCCAAAAAGUGUGCUGAAUAUGUCAGCGUUGAUGAUUUCAAUCCCGCUCCACUGGAGGUUGCGCUGCAAAUCAUUGCAAAUCAGGAGCCCAGGUUUCCGCAGAUCAUCCAGCUUCUGGACUGGAAGGACGAGGCUGACUAUUACAUCAUGGUGUUAGAGCGGCCCAUGCCCUGUCAGUCCGUGGAUGAUUUUUUACUGAACUACACAGGCAUCAUAAAUGAGGAUAUGGCACGGGUUAUAAUGCGACAGGCAGUUUUCGCGGCUCAGACAUGCUGCCAGCGUGGAGUGUUCCAUCGCGAUAUAAAGCCCGAAAACCUGCUAAUUAACCCAGACACCCUCCAAGUCAAAUUAAUUGACUUCGGAUGUGGUGCAUUCCUCAACAGCGAGGGAUACACAUACUUUUCUGGCACACGAAAUUACUGCCCCCCAGAGUACAAGAUAGAUGGCAGGUAUCACGGGGAGCCAGCAACCGUCUGGUCCCUCGGGGUACUGUUGUUUGAAAUGCUCUGCUGGGAUUUUCCUAAGAUUUCAGACCUGGACCUCAUCAAAGAUAAAAUCUGGACCAGAGAUAAAUUGUCACCAGAAUGCUGUGAUCUUAUUUGCAGUUUUCUGCAGAUCAACCCAGAGAAGCGGAUUGAACUCAAAGAUGUCCUUCUCCACGACUGGUUUAAGACUGGUGACGUGGAGAAUGACGACGAAUCAAUUAUGGAAAUCAAUUCCUACAACUAUAAAAUCGGCGAUCAACUGGGUGAAGGAGGAUUUGGAUCCGUCUUUGAAGCAACUCGUUUGGAAGAUAACGUUCAGGUGGCGAUGAAAUUUGCCCCCAAAGAGAAUGCAGAAUAUGUCAGCGUUGAUGGUUAUUCCAGACCAAUUCCACUGGAGGUCGCGCUGCAUAUUCUUGCAACUGAGCCCAGGGUUCCAGAAAUCAUCCAGCUUCUGGACUGGAAGGACGAGGCUGACUGUUACAUCAUGGUGUUAGAGCGGCCCAUGCCCUGUCAGUCCGUGGAUGAUUUUUUACAGAGCUACAGGGGCCCCAUGGAUGAGGAGGACUUGGCACGGGUUAUAAUGCGGCAGGCAGUACUCGCAGCUCAAACAUGCUGCCAGCGAGGAGUGUUCCAUCGGGAUAUUAAAAUGGAAAACCUGCUAAUUAACCCCGACACCCUCCAAGUCAAAUUAAUUGACUUCGGAUGCGGUACAUUCCUCAACAGCGAGGGAUACACGUACUUUUCUGGCACAGAAGAGUACUGCCCCCUAGAGUACAAAAUAGAUGGCAAAUAUCACGGGGAGCCAGCAACCGUGUGGUCCCUUGGGGUGCUGUUGUUCGUAAUGCUGUGUUGGAACUUUCCACGGAGCUCUGACCUGGACAAGAUAUUUAAGGAAAAUAUUGUGACCAAAAAUGGCUUGUCACAAGAAUGCUGCGAUUUUAUUGGCUGUUGUCUGCGUCUGGACCCAAAAAAGCGGAUAAAACUGGAUGAUGUUCUUCUCCACGACUGGUUUAAGAUGGAUGAUGUGGAGAAUGACAAAAAUAGCUUUCUGGACCGGCAAACCAACACCCCAUGCUGGACUAGCAAACCAGCACCCCAUGCUGGACCAGCAAACCAGCGUGGGAUGCUGGACCAGCAAACCAGCGUGGGAUGCUGGACCAGCAAACCAGCCAACCAGCACCCCAUGCUGGACCAGAAACCAGCACCCCAUGCUGAACCAGCAAACCAGCGUGGGAUGUUGGACCAGCAACCAGCACCCCAUGCUGAACCAGCAAGCCAGCGUGGGAUGUUGGACCAGCAACCAGCACCCCAUGCUGAACCAGCAAACCAGCGUGGGAUGUUGGACCAGCAACCAGCACCCCAUGCUGGACCAGCAAAUCAGCGUGGGAUGCUGGACCAGCAACCAGCACCCCAGCAUCCCCAGCUGAACCAGCAUGGGAUGCUGGACCAGCAACCAGCACCCCAUGCUGGACCAGCAACCAGCAUCCCAUGCUGA